AUGUCAAGUUGUCAUCUUGCUCGGUUGUAUUCAGAGCAACAUGAUUGUUUCAAUGAGAUGAUUAAAUUUCUCGGCUCUGCUGAUCGGUAUUAUUUACUGUAUUUUCUCUCAGUUUCUAGAGAUGAAGAACAAGUUGAUGAACUGUUAAAUCGCUUCGGAAUGGAAUUGAUAAAGAGCAGAAUGGAAAUUUAUAGGAGAGUAGUAAAUUGUAUUGAAGGAAUGAUUGUAGAAGAAGGAUCAAAAUCUAAUUGGAUUGUAGAUGUAAAUCAAUAUAGAAAGUUAUUGCAAUUAUAUAGGAAUUUACCAAAAUUUGAAGAAUUGAAAGAGAACAGUUUGAAAGAGAAUAAGACUUUUAUUAUUUACCAAUUAGAAUUGUUAGGGUUGAGAUUAAAAUCUGUCAAGACAUUAUUUCACAUCUUUAGAGAAAUGAUUAAUUUUGAAAGAGAAUUAUUAGAAAGUUCUCUACCAAAAUAUGAUGUUGGUAAAUCACCUUCUGUUGUCAUGGAACGAGCAAGUAGUUUAACAUCAACCCCUUUACGGCUGAAUAUUGGAAUUAUAGGGCUUCCUAAAAGUGGAAAAUCCAGUUUACUCUGUUCUUAUUGUACUAAUUACUUCCCAGAAGAUGGUAUGAUAGAAAAGGCGUCAUUGUUUGAAGCAAAUAUUAUGAUUGAUGGAUGUGUGAUAAUGUGCACAAUGCAGUCUAUGUCCUUGUCAAAUGAGAAGAUUGUUCAAGAAGUUAUCAAACAGCCUUUUGAUGUUGUGGCUUUUACUUGUAAAUGUACAGAACUGAAUAAUCUUGUGGAUGAUGAACAAUUAUUUGAGAAACAUAUUCUUCAGAAUUUGAGAAAACUUGUCAUGAAUUUUCCCCUUAUUCCAAUUCACAUUAUAAUAACAGGAAAGGAUUUGGAUGCCUACUCACUAGCAGGACAACUUACUCUGGAAAGAAAAUUUCAUAACUUUCCACAUCUCGUACAAAUAGGUUACUGUUCAAGCUUAACACAACAGGGGCUCAAAUCAGUCUUUGAUGAAAUAAUGAAAUGUAGAUUUGGUUCUAGCUGUAAGAAUAUUAAAUGUACAUUAGAUCACACAGCUAACAAUUCUACAAUCACCCCUCCAGCAGGCAACACUCUCAGCUCGGCUGUUUCCAUCAAGAAUAAUGUAGCAAGUGGAGUAGCAAAGAGCCAAAAACAAGGAGACAACAAGAACAAAAACCACAAGAAUGGUCUUGGAGCUAAUCCUCCUUCCACUGUUAACAAGUCAAAGGGAGAUGAAAGAUUACCUAAACUUGUACCAAUUACUUGUGAAAAGGGAGAUGAAUGUGCUAACCGUGAAUGCUUGUACGAACACAAUAACAGAAAAAAGUGCCAGCAUGGAGCAGAAUGCUUCAAAAUUUGCUGUACUUUUGAUCACUCAUCAUUGUCGAAUGCUAGCACUUUCAAUAAGAGACAACAAAGCAAGAUGAAAGAAAGGAAAACUUUGGUUGAAUCUGACAGUGAUGAUGACAGCUCUACUGAUGAAACAAUGUCAGUCAUCAGUGAUUCUAGUAGUGUUGUAUCAAACGGUUUAGAAUUCUUAGACAAUGAUUAUUCAUUCGAAGAGCAGCUUCUCCCUGAUCCAUUUGGUUCAUUUAUUUUGGAUACCUACUCUUCUAACAAAUCCAAAAUCAAAGAGGUGGAUGAAGCGUACUUUGAAACUUCCAAGAUGAAGAGCCAGUUUGGAAUACGACUUAAAGAUAUUCAACGUAAGAACAGGGAAAAUGUCAAGCUGUUAGAAUCUGACUAUGAAAAGUACAUAGAAAACAAACUUGCCAUAAAAUCUGAAGAAACCCUACUGUUAGAGCAACAGGCCACCUUUGAAAUCCAAACUAAGAGAAUUUUGGAAUCAAAGGAUUCCUCUAAACCUAUUUCUAUUGAUUCAUUGAAAGCCUAUGACCUGAUUGAAAAACCGUCUCCUAAAGAUUUGACGUUUCAAUUAGCUAAACUGAUAAGUCUUGGGUUUGUAGAGAUUACUGGUGCUAACCUUUUGCGUAUUACCAAAUCAGGUCAAAUUGCAUCUCAACUCUAUAUGGAACCAUCUGUUUCCAAGAUGAUUAUUGAAGGAAUUGAAAAUGGAAUUUCAUCUGAUAUUUUAAAAGUUGCUGCUAUUACAACUGUAUCUAACAUUGUUUUCCAAAGAUCUAAGGAUGGAAAAGACAAGGAUGAUAUUUCGAUUAGCAAGCUUUCUUCCUCUCAACAGGAAGGAGAUUUAUAUUCUCUCUAUUUGCUAUUUGAACAAUUUUUGAAGAAAAAAUCUAAAGAAAGAUCACAAUUUUGUAAGGACAAUCAUUUGAAUUAUUCUGCAUUCAAUAUGGCCUUCGCAACCUUGAAAGAUCUUGAGAAGAGUAUUAAAUCCCUUAACUCUGAAAGUAUCAAUGAUAAGAACACUUCUGAGGAACUCAAAAAGAAAGUAAUUUUGGAUUCUAUUAUUUGUGGUUUAUUCUCUAACUUUGCGUACUAUAUAGGAAAGAGUAGUAAUGGAAAUUUCAUCUAUAAGUUAUUGGAAUUGAAUUUAGAAGCUUGUCUCCAUCCAUCAUCUGUAUUAUUUUCAGAAGAAAAACCUCCUUCAUAUGUUCUCUUCUAUGAACUUAUGAGAACUGAAAAGCUCUACAUGAAAAACGUCACCCCUGUAGAUAUUAAUAUUAUACAAAAGUAUAACCAAUCUUUUAACUAUAGUCGUAUCAAACAAUUUGUCAAAAAACCUUAUAACAAGAAAAUUCCUAAAUCUGCUCUUCCUCUUUUGAAAGCAAGAGGUGGAGAGCUUUUAGAACAAUUAGAGAAAGAACUUGGCGUGUUGGUCGAAGUCGAUGAAGAAAUGAAUGAGUUGAGAAUGGAAUUAUCUGAAAAUGAAGAGCAAGAAAACAAACCAAAAAUUGAAAAAUUCUGCAAACAGAUUGAGGAAAGAAUUUCCAAACAAUUAUACGAAUAUGUUCCUAAUGAUCAAAAGAAUAUCAGAGUCUUGGUUGGUUCUGGUCUAAAUGUUGUAAAAAUCCUAACCUCCAAGGAGUUUGUAAGAAUUAACUUUAAAAUAGCUAUUGAGCAGAAGAGUGCCUGUGAUAUUGAGCAACUAUUUGUGAAAUAUGGACCAGUAUGGGAGUUUGUGACAUAUCCAAACAAUACAAGCGCACAGAAAUUGGAGGGCUAUGUUACCUUUGAAGACAGCAUAGUUGCAGAAAGAGUUUAUUCCGAGUUGAAGAAUGAAACUUUUAUUCAACUUUUCCCAUCUAGUCUCAGUGAAAAUACACAGCUGCAAAUAGAUGAAAAUGUUCCCUUUAUUCAACUUAAAUAUUACCUUACUCCUUGCAAAGGAAAAGCAGUGGUUGAAUUUCCUAACAACCAAUCUGCUAUAGAGGCAAAUCAAGUUUUGAAUGGUUCACUUGGGAAAGUUCAAAUCAAACAAAACAAACUCGCUUUUGAUCAACUUUCUACCGAUUUCACAGAGUCACAUUUAGCAGGUGUUCUUUUUAAAAACAAACUUCCUUACACACAAAUUUUUUUCCACCGAGAUGAGUGUAACAAUCUGAUUGACUUAGAAAUGAUUACUACACAACUGCACUCUUUAUUUACACAAUUUCCAGGAUUAGAAGUUAUGGAAUUGUUGCCAUUAGCUGAAAAGGAAAGUAAGAAAUUCAUCAAAGCUCUAGUUAAGUAUAAUAACAAGAGGAGUGCUGACACAGCCAUUGCAACAUUACAAGGGACUACUUUUGGAAAUGGAAGUUUACAAUUAUAUUAUAAGACCGAUUCAAUUACUAUUCCAAAAAAUGUUUUUGAAAGUCUUAACAAGAAAAAUGUGUUGAGUGCUGUUUUUGAAAGCAUAUACUAUGAGCACCAAAUCAAAGUGUCUUUCAAUGAGAUCAUUCAAGAACCCAAUAAGAAAAUGACUGAAACUGGUAACAGUGGAAAAAUCAAGUUUGAAGCAGUUUCAAAUUUGUCAGAGUUUGAAAAGGCCAAAAAGAAAGUUAAUGAGAUAAUCUCACACACAAUAAUCAAAAUAGCAUUCUCCUUGAAAGCUAACGUUCAAAGAAGAUUCCCCAAAAUCAAGGAGGAUACAACAAAAAGGUAUCCUGAGAUUUUACUUGCUUUUGAUUCUCGAUCAUCAUCUAUCAAAGUAUUUGGACCUCAAAGGGAUUUUGUUGCAAAGGAAAUAUCUGGCACUAUUCAAGCCAGUAAAAUUAGAGAAAUCAAAUUAAGAAACAUGAAAGCAAUUGUAGGAAAUGGAGGAUCUUCUUAUGAUGACAUUAAAAAGUGUAUUAAGGGGAGUAUACAUUUGAACCUUAAGAAAAGAACAUUAGAGGUUGAUUCUUCAGAGGCUGAUUUUGAAACUGUAAAGAAGAAAGUUGAAGAAAUUGAAUCAACCCAUAGUGGCGCUUCUUCAACAAAUGAAUGCGAUAUUUGUUGUAAUGAUAUUAACCCAAACAACCUUACAUUUUGUGGACACACAUGUUGUCAAGCAUGUCUAGCUCUCCAAGUAGAUGGUUUCAACAUUGAAUCAGGUCUUCUUUGCUGUAAUUACUGCCAACAACCAUUACCUUUUAUGGAUAUCGUAUGCUCCUUUGAUAAUGAUGCCAAGAAACUCACUCAACCAUGUAACAUUCUCCUUGAGAAGUACAUUACAUCUAAUAAGACUAAAUGGACAUACUGUAAUACUUGUCAAAAUCUAUCGAGAGUAACAGGAGUUCAAUCAUACUAUUGCAUCGUUUGUGAUAAGGACUAUUGUUUGAAAUGUCACAAAAAUGCACACCAAGGACCUUGUGUUGAUUGUGAGAAACUUUUUGAAGAAUACAAGAGGAGACAUACCAAGAGUUGUCCACAAUGCCACACACCUAUUGAAAAGAAUGAGGGAUGUAACCAUAUGACCUGUAGAGCUUGCCCAAAUCAUUUUUGUUGGCUUUGUGGAUAUAGUGCAACUUCAAGUGGUCCAAUUUACAACCAUCAAUCAAGUUGUAAUGGCGAUAAAUAUUUCUAAUUUAAUAAUUAAAUAAAUAUUUUAUAAAUAUAUAAUUU
Naegleria gruberi is the source of this 5039-nucleotide messenger RNA. Its product is annotated as helicase domain-containing protein. Gene Ontology annotation, cellular component: cytoplasm; ubiquitin ligase complex. The record is from RefSeq and is a predicted model, not a curated record. NCBI's taxonomy places the organism in Eukaryota, Heterolobosea, Eutetramitea, Acrasida, Naegleriidae. The coding region runs from base 1 to 5001 and encodes 1666 amino acids. Gene Ontology annotation, biological process: ubiquitin-dependent protein catabolic process; protein polyubiquitination; positive regulation of proteasomal ubiquitin-dependent protein catabolic process. Gene Ontology annotation, molecular function: ubiquitin conjugating enzyme binding; ubiquitin protein ligase activity; zinc ion binding. The transcript is spliced from 3 exons.